UGCUCAACAAACAUCACCCUAAGGCUCCAUUUGAACUCUGAUUAUAAAAGAAGUUGCUAAUAAUUCUGAAGUCCUGGUUAAGUUGAUUCAUAAAAUGGAGAGCACAAGCACAAAGAUGGAGGCCAUGAAGCCUGUUCUGCUCAAAGCUGGAAUCCCUCUUGCUGUUACUGUGGCUGGUUUCAUCAUUGCUAGGAUCACACAAAGAAAGGGUUCGGUUUCGCAAGCUUCGUGUUCACAAAGACACGAAAAUUCUCCAGAAAAUGAACCUGCUGGGAUCUGCAGAGAUGAAGGUGGCCUCCCUGGACUUGAUUCAGAAACAGAAUCUGGCAAUCAUGCUUUGGCAGACAGCCAGUCCAAGAACACAGGUAAGUUGCAAGAAGAAAUGACGAGUUUAAAAGGCCGAAUCGAAGAUAGUCAGGGCAGAGAACGAGAGCUGGAAACGCGAUUCGAUUACUAUAAUCUCUUGAAAGAGCAAGAAAUGUUGCUUAUGGAGCAAGAGAACAGGUCUCUGAUGGAGAUAACUAAGAUUGAAAUAUUGGAAAGGGAAAUUUCUGUGUUGCAAGGAGAAAGUCAGAGGUUUGAGAAGAUGGUAGCAGAGUAUCUGAAGACUAUAGAGUUGCUUGAAUGUUCAAGAUCAGAAAAUGUAUUGCUUCAUAGAAGGGUUAAAAGGCUCCAGAAGAAAACCAAACAUCUUUCUCAUGCUGUGAAUCCAAAAACCCUUCAGCUUAAAGCAAAAGAGGCAGAAAUUUCAAGAAACCAAUCAGAGCUGAAAAACAAGGAUGAUACAAUCAACAAGAUAGAGGAAGAUUUUAGACAGGUAAAAACAGCUCUUGAAAAAUUGCAGCAUGAGAGGGAUGAACUUCUAAAUAAAUUGGAAAUGAUAAGAAAAACAGAUUCCUAUAAGAACGAUGCAGAAAUGGUAACUAUGGAUGAUUACAAAGAACUAGUGCACGAGCUCGAGAAACUCCACGAAAGUAAAGCAGCAGAAGAGAAAGAACUGGUGUACCUAAGGUGGUGCAAUGCCUGCUUGAGGCACGAGCUGACGAGAACGAACCAAGAAGACGAAAACCAGUCAGAGAUGAACAAUAAUGGAGACAGUGGAGAAAUUGCAGAUUUUGCAUCAGAUAGUGAACUAAGGAGUUCCUCAGUGGGGCACCAUGAGUCUUGCUUAGGCUUCCCAAUUGGUGGCCACUCUCAUCAUGAUCAUUCAAAGAGGAAAAAACUUGUUCAAAAAUUCAAGAAAUGGAGUGAGAAGAUGAAGCAUAAAUUGGAUGAGAAAGAGAAGCAUGAUACCAAGUGCUCUGCAAAUCAUUCAUAUUCUGCCACUGCUGGGGAUUUAAUUCUUCCUGCAAGAAACUCAUUUUCCAGUGCCUAAGAUUUCUGUUUCCUACAAUUUCUGCAGCAUUUGGGACUAAGAUAGCAAUAAAACUUCUUUAUUUUCAACUAAAUCUGUUUCAUUUAGGAAUUAUGAACUGAAAACACAAUCAACUUUAGAGGCAAACAAUAAUUACAUGAAAAUGCUAGAUUGUUUCAAAUACAGCUUGAGACCAGUAAGAUUAAUCAUAAGUACAUUUGUGUGACAA
Messenger RNA from Ipomoea triloba (trilobed morning glory), 1583 nucleotides. RefSeq names its product protein CHUP1, chloroplastic. The coding region runs from base 95 to 1375 and encodes 426 amino acids. NCBI's taxonomy places the organism in Eukaryota, Viridiplantae, Streptophyta, Magnoliopsida, Solanales, Convolvulaceae. The transcript has 2 exons. Gene Ontology annotation, biological process: chloroplast organization. Gene Ontology annotation, cellular component: chloroplast outer membrane. The record is from RefSeq and is a predicted model, not a curated record.